Messenger RNA from Blepharisma stoltei, 921 nucleotides. Lineage: Eukaryota; Ciliophora; Heterotrichea; Heterotrichida; Blepharismidae. The record is from the annotation of a GenBank genome assembly.
AUGAGAUUAAAUCUUCAUCUAAAAAAGCCCGCGGAUAGUUUUAUGUCCUCAACACAAGCAUCGGACAAAAAUUACUCAUCAGAAUUUACCUCAAAACUCAUAUUUGAAACCACUUGCAAUAUUCAUAUUUCUGGCGAGCCUCCUAAUCAGUUAGAAAAACUGAGCCAAACACUCCCACACAAUUCAAACCAAAACAAAGAAAAUUCGUCAUAUAUGCUUGAUUUGCCUCGUUUAGGAAAUUCAAAUAAAAAUUCACCGAAAAAUAGCGAUCAUCAUGAUUUUUCUAACAGAAAUAGCAAUGCAGUGUCAUUUUAUUCAGAAGUGGACAGUGGGAUUAUUUCUUAUAACCAUUCACCUCUCAGCUCGAGAUCACCAGCUUUUGAUGAUAAGAAAAGUGAGACUUUACAAGAAGACGAAGACAUAGAUCAAAUUUUAUGAUAUUUAACAUGAUUAUUUAUUAUAUUUAUAAAUAAAAAAUAAUAAAAUUAUUUUAAUGGAAUUAUUAUAAAUAAUUCUGAUUUUUCAGAAAUUUCGCUGCAAUCUAAUAGAGUGAAAAGCUUUAUGAAGACUCCAUUAAAAGAAAAUUGCUCAUAUUACAGCUCAGAUAAAAUACUUACAACUGAUUGCAAUAGUUUUUUACUAUUGGAUCACGAAAUCGAAGAUGUUUCAAAUAAACACUGUGACUUUGUAUAUGAAAGAAAAAUAAUUCCAAAAUUCGGAUUGAUGCCUUGUACAGCGUAUUGUAAAAAUUGCUUCAAAGAUAUACAUACAGAAAUUAGUUUUACUGGAAGCCGAAUUGAAAUAUUUUUUUUAAAAAUAACAUCCAACGUCUUUGCGUGUUGUGAAGGCCCAAUGUGGUUAAACCAAAAAAAAGUCCAUAUCUGCCCUCAAUGUCACCAGGUUUUGGCUAAAUUAGCUUAA